This is a messenger RNA of Etheostoma spectabile (orangethroat darter), 1471 nucleotides long. It is a transcript of the gene podxl, whose product is annotated as podocalyxin-like. The record is from RefSeq and is a predicted model, not a curated record. NCBI's taxonomy places the organism in Eukaryota, Metazoa, Chordata, Actinopteri, Perciformes, Percidae. Gene Ontology annotation, biological process: positive regulation of cell-cell adhesion mediated by integrin; negative regulation of cell-cell adhesion; cell migration. Gene Ontology annotation, cellular component: apical plasma membrane; microvillus membrane.
ACGGAGGAGGAGAAGGACCUGGCGGAGGUGUGCAAGCGGCUCCUGGUGAACCUGCAGGACGGGAACUGCACCCUGAGGUGGCAGCACCACGACAGCAAGGUCCAGUUCGACUACGUGGAGAUCAAUGGCAAAGUGAAAACCAGCCUCGCGAGCCAGUAUUAUGAAGAAAUCACCAAGAAACCGACCGACAACAAGACCCUGAUCGCCAUCCUGGCGUCCUGCGGCGCCCUGCUGAUCAUGAUCGUCGUCCUGGCCGUGUGCGCGUCGCACCACCGCAAGCCCUACAACGAGAACCAGCAGCACCUGACGGAGGAGCUGCACACGGUGGAGAACGGCUACCACGACAACCCGACGCUGGAGGUGAUGGAGGUGCAGCCGGAGAUGCAGGAGAAGAAGACGGCGCCGAACGGCGAGUUCAACGACAGCUGGAUCGUCCCCAUCGACAACCUGCUGAAGGAGGACAUGGCCGGGGAGGAGGACACGCACCUGUAGGGACGGAGGAGGAGGAAGGAGGACUAGAAGAAGAAGAAGAAGGACGAGAAAGCGACAGGACGUGGCUACUUCCUGGCACACAAAAACAACAGGAUCCACACUUCUUGAUCCACGUCAGCCCUCAUCUUAUCCAUUUGUACUCGGAAGUCGGAUUUUCAAAAGGUCAAAGUCGGAAACAUGCCCCCCCCCCCCCCCCCUGCAUGCUAUCGCUAACAAUGGCUAACGCGGCUAAAGCUAAUGGACGCGUUAAAACAUCGUCAUUCCCAGCACUACUCCACCUGAUCCUGGGACUGGUGUCCCUGUACUUGGGGUUUGGGGGGGGAGGGGAGAGACUCUUCUUCCCCCCCCCCAACCCCCCCCCCCCCCGGAUUCAAGCUGUUUGUGGAUGAAGUACGAAUUAAAUGUACACGUGGCCUUGGGGAAAAAACCCAUCGUGCUGUGCCUUUGCAGUAAUUUUUUAUAAAUAAGUAGAGCUGGACAACAUAUUGAUAUCAUAUCAAUACCGAUAUAUGAGGCUAGAUUAUCGUCUUCAAUUUUGAACAUGACUCAAGGGUUUUUUUCCUGGUUUUAAGGCUGCAUUGCAGUACAGUGAUGUCAUUUUGUGAAUAGCCCAGACCGGGUACUUUAAUAGUAAUUUACCCACUUAAGUCAUAUAACCCAUAUGCACCAUAUCCACAUUACCAAGGAUUGUAUAUCAGGGAAUUACUUUUUUUUUUUUUGAAAGCACCAAUAGUCAUUUUUAUCCAUAUUACAUACGUAACUGACUUAAUACAGAAGGUGUCGCAAAACCCCGAGCAGAUUGUGCCUUUUCAUUUAAAAAAGAACCUGUAAAUAGAGUAUUUUCGUGUCAUUUUCCGAGAUGAUGAUAUUGCAAACGGAGGGUUUGCAGUUCUAGACUUACUAACCCGGAUAGAGACGACCUCAGGAUACUUCGUCAUCCUGGUGAUUUCCUACUAGCGUGUCGGCUAAAAAAUACCUG